AUGGCAACCGACUCAACGGCUCUACAACAAGCUACCGAUGGCCUCGAGAAGCUCACGCUCGACACCCGAAAGGAGCGACGCUUCGAUAGGGCUGCUGCUGAUGAGGCUUUGAAGAAAGUCCACGAGCAAAAGCUCAAAGAGCUGAAGAUGGUCGCGGAGAAAGUGAAUGGAACUAUCAAGUGGUACUCUGUCCUUAGUCACUACGGCUUUAUUGGAAUUGAUGGCCAAGAUGAGGACGUCUUUGUGCAUCAGUCUUCGAUCCUGGAAUCUCGAACUAACCGCCUUGCGUUGCGCACAUUGGACAAUGGAGAGAGGGUGCAAUUCGACAUUGUUGAGGGUGAAAAGGGACGAGAAGCUGUGAAUGUUACUGGACCAGAUGGAGCUCCUGUCAUUGGAUCACGCUUUCAAUGGAUGCAAAUUCCUUGGCUCCGAAGCGCGUUCUUCCAACGUCGUGAUUGGCUUCGUGGAAAGGAUCAAAAGGCACCAGGCAAUCGUUCCGACAAGCGCAAGACCAACAACAGUGUUCGCAGCAAGAAGGACAAUGAAGCCGGUGGUGACGACCAGACCGAGAAGAAACCAAGGCGCAGAAAUAACAGCACUCGAGGAAACAGGCGCAAUCAAAAGGAGAAGUCUGGAAACACCGACCCUGCUGUUGCUGGAGGAGAUGCGACCCAAGCCAACAAUAAGGAU
Messenger RNA from Mesorhabditis belari, 690 nucleotides. Lineage: Eukaryota; Metazoa; Nematoda; Chromadorea; Rhabditida; Rhabditidae. The record is from the annotation of a GenBank genome assembly.